AGUCACUGCAAUGCACGUUGAAGUAUGGUCAUUCCAUCCGCACCGCUUGCAUGUGAAUGCAAUUAGUGACAUGUUGGCUUAAAGUAGUCAGUAUUGUGUGUUUUCGUGCUGAAUAAACCAACAAUGCUGUGCGUUUAGCUGUACUUUCGAAGUCAAGAAGAGAGGGAUGCAGUAAGAAGAAGAAUAUGGCUGAUGAACAUCUGCAGAGCUAACUGGCAGAACAUAAAGGCAACUGCAUUGUGUGGAGUGUACUUUCGAAGCCAAGAAGAGAGGGAAGCAGCAAUAAGAAGAAUAUGGCUGAUGAACAUCUGCAGAGCAAACAGCAUUGUGUUGAGGUAUCUGCGCAAGCAGUUGUGCUGCACGAAAAUAGAAAUCUUCAGUCUCCUUAGUUUUGUUGGUGUGGAAGAUGUGGGUGUAGCACAUCCUCCUGAUUCCACAUCGUUUGUGGUGGCCAUAGCUACUCCACUAUUCAGUCUGAUUCACACGGAAGCUCCAUGCCAUUUCCUUCUGCAGGUUCUGCAGCACUGUUCGUGGAAGCUGCUACGGCAUCACUUUCAUGUCAUGAGCUUCCAUCUCUUCCAAAUGUACAAAAUAAUGAUUUAGACAUACGAGGAGGAGGUCAGUGUUUAACUUCUCGUAAACAAUGAAGUCGUUAGAGGCGGA
This is a messenger RNA of Schistocerca americana (American grasshopper), 663 nucleotides long. RefSeq lists its product as uncharacterized. Lineage: Eukaryota; Metazoa; Arthropoda; Insecta; Orthoptera; Acrididae. The coding region runs from base 193 to 603 and encodes 136 amino acids. The transcript has 3 exons. The record is from RefSeq and is a predicted model, not a curated record.